Varanus komodoensis (Komodo dragon) is the source of this 2154-nucleotide messenger RNA. It is a transcript of the gene GRAP, whose product is annotated as GRB2 related adaptor protein. Gene Ontology annotation, molecular function: protein binding. The record is from RefSeq and is a predicted model, not a curated record. The coding region runs from base 25 to 678 and encodes 217 amino acids. The transcript has 5 exons. Lineage: Eukaryota; Metazoa; Chordata; Lepidosauria; Squamata; Varanidae.
CGUGGCCCCGUGGCCGGCACGAGGAUGGAGGCCGUGGCCCUGUACAACUUCCAGGCCGACGAAAGGGACGAGCUGGCGUUCAAGAAGGGGGACACGCUGAAGAUCCUGAACAUGGAAGAUGACCUGAACUGGUACAAAGCAGAGCUGUUUGGCACGGAAGGAUUUGUCCCCAAGAAUUACAUCAAAAUGAAGCCCCACCCGUGGUACUGCGGCAAAAUCUCCAGGCAAGCAGCCGAGAAGUCGCUCUUACAGCAGCAGUUCCGGGGAGCUUUUCUCAUCAGGGUGAGCGAGAGCAGCCCGGGAGACUUCUCCAUCUCUGUGAACUACGGCCAGCAAGUGCUGCACUUCAAAGUCCUCCGAGAGAAGGGGGGGAAGUACCAUCUCUGGGACGAGAAGUUCAAUUCGCUCAACGAGCUCGUGGAUUUCUACAGGACCAGCACCAUCGACAAGAAGGGGCAGGUGUUCCUCAGGGAUCACAGAGAAAUGCAGGAGCCCCAGAAGCCGAAGUUUGUCCAAGCGCAGUUCAACUUCACGGCCGAAAAUCCCUCGCAGCUGAGCUUCUGCAGAGGGGACGUCCUGGAAAUCCUGGACUGCUCGGACCCCAACUGGUGGAGCGGGAAGAUAGGGGUGAAAACCGGCAUCUUUCCCCGGAACUACGUCUUCCCCCUGCGCCUCUGACCGGCUGUGCCCGCCAACCAGCUGGAGGGUCUUUCCACAGCAGCCGGUCAGCAUCCCUCCAGACGAGGCCAGAAGCUCAUGGACCAUGAAUGGCCGUCCCACUGGGACCUUUUGUAGGAAGAGAAAAGGGGGGCCGCUCUCACACGGGGACUGAUAUUCUAAUAAUCUUCAACCCUUUCAGACCGAGGACCCGCUAUUAGCCCAAACAUGCGUCAGGGGAGCGACUCCUGGCUGCAACCCAACCGAGCUCAGGCGGCAACCCAACAGGGGCAGCAAGAGCAGCUGGGCCCAAGACGGUGAGAAGCUGGCCGUGUUCUGGGAGGUACCCACGGAUCGUGUCCUGCCCAAGGGUCCUCCAGAAACCGGGGCCGUCAACCGGUCGUUCGGUUUUCCACAAGGGAGUAACGUAACUUGCUCCUGCCAGGCCCGACUAGGUUAAUCAUCGUCGUUUCCCUUCGGGGAACCUGGGCACUGUAGCUAGUGAGGAUGCUGUCCUGUAACCCCCCGGUUCCUCUCCUGCAGAAUUACAGUUCCCAGCAUCUCCUGCGGAAAGAGGGUGGCUGAGAGGCCGGCACGCAUUCUCGCUGCGCUGGCACCUCCGUUUGGCGGGUUUGCUUGUGGCUGCCCUUCCGGCCUGCCUGGCCCCGGACAGGUGAGCUCAUUCGAGCGAGAUACGUUUGUGCCUGCAACUCCACAGCCACGGCCUCAUCCAGCGAGCCCCUUCCACACCCGGGUGGUUUCCAAUGUCGGAACACAGGGCUCGUUCGUGACGCAGGGGGGAUUCCCAGAGCAAAUCUCUGUUCUCCUUUUUCUGUUGUAAAAACACUCAGGUAUCUGUCUCUAGAUUCAUGUGUGUGGGCCAGGCCUACUCCAUAUCAAACUGUGAUUUUGCUUCCUCCUUUCGGGAGUCACUACCAGCAGCAAGUCUGAGGAAGGAGCGGUCGGAUAAACAUCCGCGGCCAGCCGAGAACGCCAGGAGCUGCCGCUUGGCCUUCUGCAGGCUGCCUGCCACUUCCAGACGCUCGCGAAGUCCCGGGCUCGUCCAGCAAAGCUGCGAGACGGAGCGAUGGCCUCUUGGCCCACUUUGCCCGGGGCGGCUCGCUUUGCUGAGUGGGGGCGGAAGCGCCCCAAAGUCUCGGGCUUAACUGUGUUGCCUAAAACUGCCUCCAGGACAAGCUGCACACGCUUUCCGAUUUUCCAAUACCAAAAUAUGUUUGCUUGCUUGUUUAAAGCAGGAAUGCUCAGGCAUCUUCUAUCUGUCCUCCAUCUCAGUUGUCGUUUCAGUGAAACAGUACUGGAUUUUGUGUGUCCUUCCCAUCCGCGGUGGUGCUUUUUAAAUAGCGCAGCCUUUGGUGAGCUGAAUGGGGUUCAGGUCAGAGUAUUAUGGGCUGUUUGCUGCUCGGCGUGCUUUUCUGCAAAAGAACCUUCCAGGAUUUCAUUCUCUCUCUCCUUACGGUUACAAAAGAAAAUUUUCCA